AUGCCACCUCAAUUCACCUUCAACACCUCCUCAACCCCCAUCCUGCUACUCAAAACCAAAUCCUCCCCGACAGACAGCUACGAAGAAUACUUCUCCGCACACAACUACACCCCCACCUUCAUCCCAGUCCUCGAACACAACUUCCACACCCCGAACCUAACCGCCGUGAAACAGCUCUUCCAAUCCGGAGCCCUAAAACCCGGCCCGGGCCGCAAAUACGGUGGCCUGAUAUUCACAAGCCAAAGGGCGGUUGAAGGAUUCGCAACAAUCCUCAACGAUAUCGAUGAAUCAACCAAACACACCUCCUCCCAAUCCCUGAUCCUUUACACCGUUGGCCCCGCUACCUCCCGAUCCCUAGCCUCCAUCCGAGAACACCACCUCCCCCACUCGACUAUCCUCGGCUCGGACACGGGGAACGGUGAGAACCUCGCGCACUUCAUCCUCGACCAUUACAACUCGUUGUAUGACUCGCAAGCUGGCCCGAAGCCGCCGCUGUUGUUCCUGGUCGGGGAGCAGCGGAGGGAUAUCAUUCCCAAGACGUUGAUGGCGGGGUCGCUGUCGCCGGAGCAGCGGAUUGGGGUUGAUGAGCUGGUGGUAUACGAGACGGGUGUUAUGGAGGGUUUUGAGGAGAGUUUUGCGGGGGCGGUUCGUGCUUCGGAGGAGUUCUUGGGGGGUGGGGGGGAGAGGGCGG
Aspergillus nomiae NRRL 13137 is the source of this 691-nucleotide messenger RNA. Its product is annotated as uroporphyrinogen-III synthase HEM4. The annotation marks the transcript as partial. The record is from RefSeq and is a predicted model, not a curated record. Gene Ontology annotation, biological process: uroporphyrinogen III biosynthetic process. The transcript has 2 exons. Gene Ontology annotation, molecular function: uroporphyrinogen-III synthase activity. Lineage: Eukaryota; Fungi; Ascomycota; Eurotiomycetes; Eurotiales; Aspergillaceae.